CCCUAUGGGCCACGCGGGUGAGCUGAGCGUCCUGCUGCACGACGACUGAACCUCGGGGCCAAGCCAUGGUCAGCUUUCUGCAGCUCCUUCUAGCUUGGCUGGGAGGGUGUGGUUGUGCAGGCCGCCUCGUGCCUCCCAGCCAGGGAUCCAAGGCCGGAUCUUUCCGGGGAAACCCGUCUCAGCGUUGGGAACGACCUCUCUUCAGGACCCGUCGCAGCUGGGUCUGGAAUCAGUUCUUUGUCAUUGAGGAAUAUUCUGGCCCGGAGCCUGUCCUCAUCGGAAGGCUGCACACAGACGUGGAUCGUGGUGAGGGUCGCAUCAAGUAUGUCUUGACCGGAGAAGGGGCAGGCACGGUCUUCGUCAUAGAUGAGAAGACAGGCAACAUCCAUGUCACCAAGACCUUGGAUAGAGAGGAAAAAGCUCAGUACACGUUGCUCGCUCAAGCGGUGGAUCGGGCAUCCAACCGGCCUCUGGAGCCGCCGUCUGAAUUCAUUAUCAAAGUCCAAGACAUCAAUGACAAUCCGCCCGUCUUCCUGCAGGGCCCCUAUCAUGCCACCGUGCCUGAGAUGAGCAAUGUCGGUACGUCCGUGAUCCAGGUGACGGCCCACGAUGCGGAUGAUCCGACCUACGGGAACAGCGCAAAGCUGGUCUAUACGGUACUCGAGGGCUUGCCGUUCUUCUCCGUCGACCCCCAGACGGGUGUGAUUCGGACAGCCACUCCCAAUAUGGACCGGGAAACUCAACAGGAAUUUCUUGUCGUGGUGCAGGCCAAGGACAUGGGAGGCCAUGCUGGUGGACUUUCUGGAAGCACGACUGUAACGGUCACACUCAGUGACGUCAACGAUAACCCUCCCCGCUUCCCACAGAGUUCUUACCAGUUUUCUGUGGUGGAAACAGCACCUCCUGGGUCUGCGGUGGGGAGAAUGCGCGCGCACGAUCCUGACGAAGGGGAGAAUGCCCUGCUUGCCUACAGCAUCCUGGACGGAGGAGAUGGAGCUGAGGCCUUUGCCAUUCACACUGACCUGUUGGGGCAGGAUGGGAUCAUCACUGUGAAAAAGCCUCUGGAUUUUGAAUCCCGCCGCUCUUACACCUUCCGCGUGGAGGCCACCAACACGCUUAUCGACCCUCAAUACAUCCGGAAGGGGCCUUUCAAGGAUGUGGCCACGGUCCGUGUGGUGGUGGAAGAUGCUGACGAACCCCCAGCCUUCUCCCGCCCCGAGUAUCAUCUGGCCGUUUAUGAGAACGGCCCUCCGGGGACUCUCGUGGGCAAAGUGACGGCAGUGGACCUCGAUUCCCCCAGCAGCGUCAUCCGAUACUCCAUUCUGCCGCCCACGGAUCCCGAGCGCUUUUUCAGCAUCAACCCCCAGGAUGGCACAAUUCUGACCUCGGUGCCUCUUGACCGAGAGGUUUUGCCCUGGCACAAUAUGACUGUCCUGGCAACGGAACUUGGUAAGGGAGGGGUGGACUGGGCUCGGUGCGGUGGGUGGGUCUGCCUUUUGGCCCAACGUCUUGCACAUCUGGUCGCUCGACUCCACGGUGCUCCUUACCCCCGACUCUUGCCCUCAGACAGCCCCACACGGGGCUCCCAGGUCCAAGUGGCCGUUCAAAUUCUGGAUGUCAACGAUAACCCACCCCAGCUGGAACAGAGCUACGAGCCUUUUGCCUGUGAUAACGCUGCCCCGGGCCAGCUGCUGCAGCUGAUCCGGGCAGUGGACCGAGAUGAGGAUGGCAACGUGAGCCGCAUCAUCAUCCGCUCCCCACCUGGGGCCAGAGAACCAAACGUCACUGUGCGGGACAACAAGGACAAUUCGGCCUCCUUGCUGCUCCGGGCUGCCCGGCUGCCUGCCCAAGGCAGGUCUCUGCUUCUGCCCCUGGAACUUGUGGACGGUGGUUCCCCCACUCGCACGGGCUCCCCGACCCUGACAGUGAGCAUCUGCCGGUGUCGGCGAGACGGUGCCAUGCAGUCUUGUGGCCCUGAGGCCCUUGGAUCUCCUGCUGGCCUCAGCACAGGUGCCCUGCUUGCCAUCCUUGCCUGUGUUGGCACACUGCUUGCCCUGGUGCUGCUGUUUGUCGCCCUGCGGAGGCAAAAGCAGGCGGCUUUGCUGCCCUUUGAGGAAGAAGACGUCCGCGAGAACAUCAUCACUUAUGACGAUGAGGGCGGCGGGGAAGAGGACACCGAGGCCUUCGACAUGGCCGCCCUGCAGAACCCGGAUGCUGCCCCUCCUCCUUCGCAGCAGCGGCGCCUCCUCCGGCGGGAUGUCCUGCCCCGCCCGCACUUCCCGCUGUCCCUAUCCACCCGGGUGCCCCCGCAGCCCCACGACGUGGCCAGCUUCCUAGCGGCCCGCUUGAGCGAGGUGGACGCCGAUCCUUCGGUGCCUCCUUAUGACUCCAUCCAGGUGUACGGAUACGAAGGUCAGGGCUCCUCUGCCGGUUCUCUCAGCUCACCGGGUUCUUCUUGUGCCGGCGACAGCGAUGCUGGGGGGUAUGAGUACCUGGAAGAAUGGGGGCCGCUCUUCCGAACGCUGGCCGAGCUGUACGGUGCCCCAGAGGGUCCGCCGCCAACCUGAGUGACCUCGGCCCGAUGCCUCCCCAGGAGAGCGUGGACCUCUCUCCCCCUUCUCUGUUUUGAGUUGCUUGUUCUCCAUUCUGCUCACCCCCAGCUUCCUUGUCCUUGGUUGGAAUUUGUCCCUGAAAGGCUGCAUCACCUCAUGGGUUCCGAAACCCUUCCUGCCGACCUGCUGUUGCUUUACUGUGUCUGUGUCUCACGAAUAUUUCUCCUUCCCUUUCUUUUGGCUGUCUAUCCUGGUUUUUUUUUUCUUUUCG
Messenger RNA from Candoia aspera, 2823 nucleotides. RefSeq names its product cadherin 24 (gene CDH24). NCBI's taxonomy places the organism in Eukaryota, Metazoa, Chordata, Lepidosauria, Squamata, Candoiidae. Gene Ontology annotation, cellular component: catenin complex; plasma membrane; adherens junction. Gene Ontology annotation, biological process: calcium-dependent cell-cell adhesion; cell morphogenesis; multicellular organism development. The transcript has 11 exons. The coding region runs from base 66 to 2567 and encodes 833 amino acids. Gene Ontology annotation, molecular function: calcium ion binding; cadherin binding. The record is from RefSeq and is a predicted model, not a curated record.